Molecule: messenger RNA, 1275 nt
Organism: Arthroderma uncinatum
Lineage: Eukaryota; Fungi; Ascomycota; Eurotiomycetes; Onygenales; Arthrodermataceae
Product: endochitinase 1
Exons: 6
Coding region: 1-1275 (424 amino acids)
Biological process (GO): carbohydrate metabolic process; chitin catabolic process
Cellular component (GO): extracellular region
Molecular function (GO): chitinase activity; chitin binding
Source: RefSeq, a predicted model, not a curated record
AUGCAGCCAACAAGCAGUGUAGAAAUAUCCGAUGGCCUCCGCUCUGUCGUCUACUUCGUUGACUGGGCAAUCUAUGCCCGUAACUAUACACCACAGAAUCUUCCGGCUGAUAAACUAACUCAUGUUCUCUACGCAUUCGCGGGAAUUGACGCAAGAAGCGGGGAAGUGAGCCUCAAGGACAGCUGGGCCGAUAUUGAAAAGCAUUUUCCAGGCGAUCCGCAGGAAGAAGGGGAAAAUAAUGUCUAUGGGUGCGUCAAACAGCUAUUUCUCAUUAAGAAGAGGAACCGUAACCUAAAGGUUCUCCUCUCUGUCGGAGGGUGGGCCGACUCCCAUAACUUUGCACACCCGGCCAGCUCAGAAGUAGGAAGGUCUACUUUUGCAGAAACAGUGACCAGGCUGGUCCUAGAUCUAGGUUUUGAUGGUGUCGAUAUCGAUUGGGAAUAUCCCGAGGACGAUAACCAGGCGAAGGACCUCGUGGAACUCCUCCGUUCAGUUAGAAAGGCAAGUGUCCCGUCCCUCCCCCACACAAUACCCAGGCCUAACAUCCCACAGGCCCUUGACGGCGCAGGCGCUGGUCGCCGGUUUCUUCUUACCGCGGCAGUCUCGGCCGGGCCCGAGAAGUUCAAGAAACUUAGACUCUCCGAGAUGACCCCCCUCCUCGACUUCUACAAUCUGAUGGCGUAUGACUAUGUGGGGAACUGGCCAGGGUCCAGAAUGGCGGGCCAUCAGGCGAACAUAAAGCCAGCGCCUGAUAACCGAAACUCUACGCCAUUCUCGUCUAGUGCGGCUAUAGAAUACUAUACUGGUGCCGGCAAGGUACCGGCGUCAAAGAUAGUACUAGGCAUGCCGCUUUAUGGACGAGUGUUCGCCAACACAAACGGGCCAGGUUCACCAUUCUCCGGCGGGGGAGACGGAUACAGCUGGGAGGUGGGGGUAUGGGAUUACAAGGUGCUCCCACGGCAAGGGGCUAGGGAGCAUACAGAUAAAAAUUUUGGUGCUUCCUGGAGCUAUGAUGUAGAUCAGCGGCAGAUGGUUUCAUAUGACACGGUGCCAAUGGUGGUAGAGAAGUCGCGGUAUAUUGUGGAAUCAGGCCUGGGGGGGGCAAUGUGGUGGGAGGCGAGUGGGGAUAAGGGGGGAGCUAACGAUAGCCUUAUCGCGACAUAUGUCAAUUUCAUCCGAGGCAACAGGGCAUAUAACCUGGAGAAUAUGCCAAAUGCGCUAAACUUCCCGGAUAGUCGGUACGCAAAUCUGAAAGCCGGAUUUCCUGGCGAGUGA